UCCUGAGCGCGACUCGCACUGAUCAGCACUCGAACGCACACUAUGCUGUAUUUUGACGCGCGUCCAAGCCACGUGACUUCACCGUUCAAAUACCAGUCGCGGGCGUAAGCCGCGUGUGUUUUGUUUUUGUUGACUGUCAACAGUGGUCGCUUCCGUUGGGCAUGCUGAGCGCCCAGCUGACUUGUUCGACUUGCUGAGCUAGAAAGAUUGCUGCGUUGGCUUCAACACCGGUUGUCGUGGGCUACAGCCUUGUCGGCGUGUACCCCUGCGCGGUACUCAAACCAGAGACUGAAACGACUGCACCAGGACCCAUACGCACAAGGGUGGCUACUCAGAGGCCUCAGCCUUACCAAGUCCCGAGCCAGAUUAACCAAGCCGGCUCAAACACGGCAGCAGCUACAGCUAGAGUGGGGGCGCCAAAAGUUUUGGUAGCCUCUUGCCAGUGCAACAACAUCAAUCCCCCACCUCCGGUUGUCCCAGAACAAGUGGCGCAAAACUCUACACCAAUGUUGUUCGUGCCAUUCUCCAUCUCCAGUUUUGUGCCACCAAUCAAUGGUGCCACUCUUCAUGCCAACAACUGCAGCCCAUCUAAGGACAUGAAAGGUGGAUGGACCGCCUCUUCCCCUGGCAGUACGACCCCUGGAAACCCCCCGCCUCCUACGCUACUGGCCGUCCAGCCUGUGCUCGCUCAGGCUCAAACUGGUACUCAGAUACCGACCACGCAACAGGCUACGCAACAACUCAAAUUGGACACUUCCAAGCAUCACCAUAUUUUCGUUGGCGACUUGAGUCCCGAAAUAGAGACGCAAACGCUCAGGGAGGCAUUCCAGGCCUUCGGAGAUAUAUCGGAUUGUAGGGUAGUGAGAGAUCCACAGACUUUGAAAUCGAAAGGAUAUGGAUUCGUCUCUUUCGUCAAAAAAUCGGAGGCUGAGAGUGCAAUUGCUGCAAUGAAUGGACAAUGGUUAGGAAGUAGAAGUAUUCGCACAAACUGGGCCACAAGAAAACCUCCAGCCCCCAAAAACGAAGUUAAUUCCAAACCGUUGACUUUCGAUGAAGUCUACAAUCAAAGCAGCCCUACAAAUUGUACAGUCUACUGCGGUGGAAUAACGAAUGGUCUCACUGAAGAGUUGAUGCAGAAGACUUUCACUCUGUUUGGAACCAUCCAGGAAAUCAGGGUCUUCAAGGAGAAGGGAUAUGCUUUCGUCAGGUUCUCCACAAAGGAAUCCGCCACACACGCCAUCGUUGCAGUCCACAACACGGAUAUCAAUGGGCAAGUAGUUAAAUGCUCAUGGGGAAAGGAAUCCGGUGAUCCCAACAAUGCUCCGGUUGCUGGACAGGCUUUGACAGGAACCCAGUACCCUUAUGGAGCUUACGGUCAACAAGUAGGCUACUGGUAUCCCCAAGGAUUCCCAGCUGCCACAGCAGCUCAAAUGCAGGGUCAAUUUCUACAAGGCAUGCAGGGUUAUUCCUAUGGACAAUUCGCUGGCUACCAGCAGUCUUAUAUGGGUAUGGGCAUGCAGGUGCCUGCCACAUGGCAGGGUAUUCCUGGCCAGCCCCAAAUCGCAACGACUCCACAACAAAUAGCAGCACCAGGGGCAGCCCUACAACAACCAGGCAUUGUGUUUCCACUUCAACAGUACCAAGCCUUACUUGGAAUUACUCAAUAAAGUAAAGACCAUCGUGGAAAUUUUAAAAGGCACAAUGAAACACACACGAUGACAUUUAGAGCCAUUAGAAGAACGAUAUCUUUAAUCAUCGCGAAUUGUAUUUUAUUCGUGCCAAAUUCGUGUAACUAGUCAAUGUUGUAAAAUUCCUGCGACACCUUCUUUAUAUGCUUUCGUUUAUCAUCAUGGGGCGAGAUUUUUUUUUUCCAAAACGAGUGGUGAGAUGUUUGAAUAGAAUUCGACUGAUCAAAAUUUUCUUUGCAAAUAUUUCCUGAUGAAUACACAUAAUCAUCACCAGCUUUUGAAAUCAGUUUCAUUGUUAUCAUCCUCCACAACAUUGAGAAUAUAUUUCAAUUAUACUCUUUCAGCUUAUUAUUUGGCUUAUUUUGUUCUGAAGUUAUAUAUUGUAUGUAAAAUUGGAAGUUUCCACUCUCUUGUUGGGUUCUAUUCAAACGUAGUCUCUCGCACCGCACAACGCAGUUUUUCACCAACAGCAUGCCACUGACAAAUCUCACCUAUAUUUAUAAAUACAUACAAGUACUUCAGAGAAUAUACCGCUGAAAAAUUAAUCCAACCCAAUCAAUUUUUUUAUUGCUACACUAAGGGUUUAAAAUGUAAUUAAUGAUGAAGUGGUAUAUUCCCUGAAUGUUUAUGUCCCCUGCCAACUCCUGACUUACGUCGUGUGUGUUGGCAGCUUGGAGAAGAAGAUUGGCUUGCCCCUAGUCUACUAGUGUGAUCAGCCCCUUACAGUGACAAUCCUGGAUGGGGUGAGAUAUUUUAGAGCACACUACUUCCGAAAGAACAAUCAUUACCAAUUUCAACACUAGUUACCUGUAAUCUGCUGUAGUGUUAUGAUAACUACAUUAUAAAAGAAUAUAAAUGUUGAACAUAUUAGAAUGUAAGAAUUUAUAUUUUUAACAAGUUACCUAUUCAAAGAAGGUGGAUGCAACAGUUUAUACACGCCAUUUUAUUCUCAUUCUUAAUACCAAUUUCACAUGUGGAGUUCGAAAUUGUCUGAUAUAGUUUUUCAAUAAAACGAAAGCCUAAAAACGUUAUCCAAUCAUUCACGAAUGUCUUAUACCUGAAGUCUAUACACUGUUGCGUUUGUCACCUAGCAGGACAGACUUUAAGUUUUAUUGUACAAAAACCAAAAAUAGCUAAAAUUAUUUAGAUAGGUAGUAGAUAGGUUAGUGGUAGUUAUGUAAUCGAAUGUUUUGAGGUGACGAAUCUGGACAAUUAUUGGAUAGAGAGUCGCCUCAGAAAUGUUGGAAAAUGUGUUAAUAUAAAAUUAAUAUGUAAUAUUACUGUACAUACCAAGAGAGUUUUAGUAAUAUGGUUGAAUAGUCGAGGUUUUUAUAACCACUGAACAAACUGAAGUUAAAUUAUACUACCGAUGAAUGAUGGUUGGUUUUUCGUUUUUUGAAAGCUUUAAGAAUGCUAGUAUUAAAAUUUUAAGCGUUUGUUUUGCUACAUAUUUUAUAUUGUUUACCCCAAAAGAAGAAUUUUUGAGUUUAAUAAAUUCUUGUUCGUCUUCUGA
Coccinella septempunctata (seven-spotted ladybird) is the source of this 3201-nucleotide messenger RNA. RefSeq names its product nucleolysin TIA-1. The coding region runs from base 507 to 1667 and encodes 386 amino acids. Gene Ontology annotation, molecular function: mRNA binding. NCBI's taxonomy places the organism in Eukaryota, Metazoa, Arthropoda, Insecta, Coleoptera, Coccinellidae. The record is from RefSeq and is a predicted model, not a curated record. The transcript has 10 exons.